Messenger RNA from Oncorhynchus tshawytscha (Chinook salmon), 2480 nucleotides. RefSeq names its product thyroid peroxidase (gene tpo). The record is from RefSeq and is a predicted model, not a curated record. The coding region runs from base 87 to 2336 and encodes 749 amino acids. Gene Ontology annotation, cellular component: membrane. Gene Ontology annotation, molecular function: iodide peroxidase activity; heme binding. The transcript is spliced from 12 exons. Lineage: Eukaryota; Metazoa; Chordata; Actinopteri; Salmoniformes; Salmonidae. Gene Ontology annotation, biological process: response to oxidative stress; thyroid hormone generation.
ACCAGACCAACAAGACCGUUUUCUCCUUGCCCAACAGACGACAAGAGUCUUCUCUGAGCAAAACGUCAAAAAGGUAUCACCAAACCAUGGCUGGACAUUUCAACCUGAUUAAAUAUGCCAUUGUAUACUGCGCAAUUCUCAUGAGGUUUUUAAGUGACGAGGCCAGAAACUCCAAACGAGCAUCAUUUGACAAUGAGGGAUUGCUAUUGUCCUCUUUUCAAGAAAGCCUUCAGAUGGUGGAAACAGCAUUAUGUCACACCAGGACAGAGCGAGGCACACUCCGGUCCCCAAUGCAGCUGUUUACAUUUCUCCGGCAAGCAGAGCCUGAGACCCAAGAGAUUUCCAGAGCUGCAGAGGUGUUUGACACGACUUUAUAUAUUCUGAAGGACAGAGCCAGCCGGAGACAUAAAAGGGCUCUUGUUGCAUCAGAGCUCCUUUCAUUGGAGGACUUGGCGCUGAUUGCAGACCUGUCAGGUUGUCCUCCACCCGUUCUCCCAGCCUUCUGUCACAACGAUUGCCUCGCCAACAAGUACCGUUCCAUAUCUGGAGUCUGCAAUAAUAGGCAGAAGCCUUUCUGGGGCACAGCCAACAGCGCCUUGGCCAGAUGGCUUCCGGCAGAAUAUGAAGACGGAGAAAGACAACCAAAGGGCUGGAACCAUGGGCAACUAUAUAAUGGCUUCCAACUUCCCCCGGUACAUGAAGUCAGCAAGAAGAUACUGCAGAGCUCCAGCAGACCGAUGUUGCUAGAUGCUGCUUAUUGUCAGAUGCUAGUGGACUGGGGCCAGUACAUCGACCAUGACAUAUCCUUCACUCCUCAAAGCACAAGCAGAGCUGCUUUCUUGGGAGGACUGGACUGCUUAAAGACGUGUGAAAACAUAAACCCCUGUUUCCCUAUUGAGACAUUCCCUGAUGACAAACUGUCUGGGAACAGAAGCUGUGUGCCAUUCUUUCGUUCAUCGCCAGCCUGCUUCUCCGGUAAUGCACAGGCUGCGACGACGGACAUCAAACAAGUGCUACAGCGUCAACAAAUGAACUCAAUCACGUCUUUCCUGGAUGCAUCCACUGUAUAUGGCCACACCCCAUAUUUACAGAGUGCGCUUCGAGACCUCUCAAACUCUGAGGGUCGGCUGGCUGUCAACAGCAGAUUCACUGACCGUAGUGGCAGACCCUACCUGCCUUUUGUCCCCAACACCCCAUCUCCAUGCUUCCAAGAUCCAGGGGAUCCCCAGGGGGAAAGGGUGGAUUGUUUCCUGGCUGGGGACAGCAGGGUGAAUGAGGUUCUGACCCUGGCGGCUCUACACACUUUGUGGAUGAGGGAACACAAUAGAAUCGCAGAGGCCUUGAAUAGCCUCAACCCACACUGGAGCUCAGAGAUUAUUUACCAAGAGGCCCGCAAGAUCAUCGGAGCUCUGCACAGGCAGAUUAUAACCACCAGGGAUUAUGUUCCCAAAAUUAUUGGAAGAGAGGCUUUUGAUCUUUACAUUGGUCCCUAUGGGGGCUAUGAUGCAACUACAGAGCCCUCAGCCUCCAAUGUAUUCUCGACUGCUGCAUUCCGAUUCGGCCAUGCCACUAUUCCCUCAGUUCUCCGGAGACUCAACCAGAGCUUCCAGGAACAUGAACACUUCUCCUCUUUGAGUCUGCAUAAGACUUUCUUCAGUCCCUGGCGACUCAUCAAAGAGGGUGGACUAGAGCCAGUCCUCCGAGGCCUGUUGGGGACGCCGGCGACUGUAGUGAGCCCAGAAAACCUACUGACAGAGGAGCUGACAGAGAGACUGGUUGUGCUUACUGUCCCAGGCGGCUUGGACUUGGCUGCACUCAACCUGCAGAGGGGACGUGAUCAUGGACUUCCAGGUUACAAUGACUGGAGGACGUUCUGUGGACUGGACAGAAUAGAGACUCGAGACGACUUCAGAGAAGUUGUAAAAGAUGCAAGUGUUGUUGGCAAGAUCAUGGACCUGUUUCGACAUCCUGACAACAUUGACGUGUGGCUAGGAGGACUGGUAGAGGAACCUCUGCCUGGCUCCAGGACUGGUCCACUCUUUUCAUGUCUCAUUGGAAAGCAGAUAAAGAUGAUUCGAGAUGGGGACAGGUUCUGGUGGGAGAGUGAGGGUGUGUUUACGCUGGGUCAGAGGGUGGAACUACUAAGGCAUUCUCUAUCUCGCGUGAUCUGUGACAACAGUGAAGUGAAAGAGGCCCCUCUUGACCCCUUCAGGUUUGGGAAAUACCCUGACGGUUUUCUCUUGUGUGACAAUAUACCAUCAAUGAACUUGGAGGCCUGGAGAGAGGAGCCUAGCCCAGGUAUGAUGGCAUUUACAAACGCAGUAUUUGUGGUUUAGUGAGUCUGCCAGAUCAGAGGCAGAUGAACACUUGUCAUGUUGAUAGGUGUGUUUUAUUGAUAGGUGUGUUAUAUUGAUAGGUGUGUUAUGUUGAUAGGUGUGUUAUAUUGAUAGGUGUGUUUUAUUGAUAGGUGUGUCAUAUUG